CAGGGUUUUUUUUGGUCAUUUCGCGUUGGGCUGCUUCUAGCAGCAAAGCAUUCAGACAAAUGCAGGUUAGUGGACUGGUGAAAGAGGGACAAAAAUGUCUUUAGCGUGGGAUUUUUAAUUGACUACAUUUGAACAGAUAAAGAGGGGAAAAGACCUGUUACAGGGCGGUAUUGGGUGGAUUUCCCACUGAAGUUUUGUGCUCAUACAGACAAAUUUUGUGGGACUGGAUUGAGCAGUUUAGCCGAAAACAACAAAUAGCCAGCCAGUCGAAGAAUUAAAAGGAUUAAAGUUGUAUUUUAUGCAGAUAAUUGGUAGCAGUUGUUUAUUCAGCAUACAACAGCCAUAGAGCACCACCCUGUGGGGAUUUACGUUCCUGGGGUUUCGAGGAGUUCAUCAUUCCACACCUCCAGCCUUGCAACGAAUGAUUAAGUAAGCACUAAGGUCAUCGUGCAAGUGAUUUUACAGAGGGGAGAUUGCUCCAGAUUUGAUUUUGCUGCUGGCAAAAACGAGGAGGUCAGAAACUGCCUGAGAAGAUUUGUAGAGAAAAUGUUGGCAGCCUAUUUUGAUUGCCCAGGAGGCCCAGAAAAUCUCUAUGUGAAAGAAGUGAUGAAGCCACAUCCAGGAGAAGGAGAAGUUCUUGUGAAGGUCUCCGCUAGUGCUCUGAAUAGGGCUGAUUUACUCCAGAGGAGAGGGAAGUAUCCUCCCCCCAAAGGAGCAAGUGAUAUUUUAGGCUUGGAAGCAGCUGGAAGCGUGGCUGGGCUUGGACCUGGCUGCAAGGGCCAGUGGAAGAUUGGCGAUGCAGUGAUGGCUCUGCUCUCCGGAGGUGGCCAGGCAGAAUACGUUACGGUACCCGAAGGCUGCCUGAUGCCAGCCCCAAACGAUAUGACUUUAAUUCAGGCUGCAGCCAUUCCUGAAGCUUGGCUAACAGCCUUUCAGCUGCUGCAUUUUGUAGGUAAAAUACAGAAGGGGGAGAGAGUGUUGAUCCAUGCUGGAGCUAGUGGCGUUGGUAUGGCAGCCAUUCAGCUGGUAAAACUGGCAAAUGCUAUUCCCAUCGUGACAGCAGGAACUCAGGAGAAACUCAAAGCGACAGCAAACGCUGGAGCAGCUGCAGGGUUCGACUACAAAAAUGAAGACUUCAGUGAAAAGGUCUUGGCGUUCACCCAAGGUUCUGGCGUAGAUAUUAUUUUAGAUUGUGUUGGUGGCUCCUACUGGGAGAAGAACCUUAACUGUUUGAGUACUGAUGGACGGUGGAUUAUUUAUGGACUACUGAGUGGAGGUUAUGUAAAUGGAGAUUUGCUUGCAAGGCUGCUUUCCAAAAGAGGGACCAUUCAUACAAGUCUAUUAAGAUCACGAGACAAGGAGUAUAAGGAAAAGCUGGUGAAAGCCUUCACAGAAAACGUGCUGCCGUAUUUUGCCCGAGGAGCCUCCCCUCGUCUCCAGCCAUUUGUCGACAGCGUUUACCCUCUGCAUGAGAUCGCGGAGGCACACAGGGCAAUGGAAGAAAACAGGAAUAUUGGCAAAAUUGUCAUUGAAAUGCCUGUUUCAACUUAAAGUUCUUCUUUUUUUUUUUUU
This is a messenger RNA of Anas platyrhynchos (mallard), 1572 nucleotides long. It is a transcript of the gene TP53I3, whose product is annotated as tumor protein p53 inducible protein 3. Lineage: Eukaryota; Metazoa; Chordata; Aves; Anseriformes; Anatidae. Gene Ontology annotation, molecular function: actin binding; NADPH binding; quinone binding. The record is from RefSeq and is a predicted model, not a curated record.